UUCAGCACCACUGUGGUCUCAGCAGCAGCGGCUUAGAGACUAGUGUUGUUAGACCACUGUUGUGCAGGAACAGACAAGGCAUAGCUGAAAACCACCAGCGGAACAAAUGAAAACGAAAACUACGCUUUAAUGUGGAUUAAUACAGGGGCAAGACACUUAAUCGAAGCGAGACGCUCUUUAAGCGAAUUUGGACCGACUGACGAGGAUUGGGACGUUCCCUUCUGUAUGAUAGCACCGCCGAAUGGUUUCUCUUGCCCUGCCGCUAAGGUUGCUGGCUAACAGAAACGGCCAAUAAUGCACAGCAUCUGCUCUGCAGCCACACCCACUUCCGGUUUGUAGAGGAAGCGGCUGUGCCAGCAUGUCCUCUCAUCCCCAGUCGGUGCCGCCGGGCCGGAGGACUGUGGACACACGGCACCUGCCAAACCCAGCCAGUCUACCCCUGCAGCUGCAACGGGCACACACGGAAGUGGGACUGGUUGACUACCACUCUCAUCAUGCCAGGGACUACAGCUCCCACUUGAACCAGCCCCAUCGCCGCCGGCCCUCCUUGCUUUCGGAGUUUCAGCCUGGGAAUGAGAGAGGACAAGAGCAGCAUAUUCGCUAUGAGCACAUGUACCUGCAAGAGGCCAGCAGCCAAUCAGAGGUGGAGUAUGGAGAACUCAAACGCCCUCGUUUAGAGAUGGGACCAGAGUCGAUGAUGAGGCCUUCAUCCCACCGGCCACAAUUGCCUAUGGGAGGGUCUGAGGAUAUGGGAAAGGACCGUGGUAGUGGAAUGGGGAAGCUGGAGCCAAUCUCCCCUGUGAGCCCGGUCCAUAUGGACCCUGACUUGGAUCUGGUGCCGGCUCGCUUCUCCAAGGAGGAACUGAUCCAGAACAUGGACCGCGUGGACAGGGAGAUCACCAUGGUGGAGCAGCAGAUCUGCAAGCUUCGCAAGAAACAGCAACAACUAGAGGAGGAGGCUGCAAAGCCACACGAGCCAGAGCGGCCCAUCUCACCGCCACCCAGCGAGGCCAAGCACCGCAGCCUGGUGCAGAUUAUCUACGAUGAGAACAGGAAAAAGGCAGAAGAAGCUCACAGGAUACUGGAGGGACUGGGACCCAGGGUAGAACUGCCUCUGUACAAUCAGCCUUCUGAUACCAAGCAGUACCAUGAGAACAUCAAAAUAAACCAGGCAAUGAGGAAGAAGCUCAUCUUAUACUUCAAGAGGAGAAAUCAUGCUCGUAAGCAGUGGGAACAGAAAUUUUGCCAGCGCUAUGAUCAGCUGAUGGAAGCCUGGGAGAAGAAGGUGGAGCGCAUCGAAAGCAACCCGCGGCGCCGAGCAAAGGAGAGCAAGGUGCGGGAGUACUACGAGAAACAGUUUCCAGAGAUCCGCAAGCAAAGAGAGCUCCAGGAGCGCAUGCAGAGCCGUGUUGGGCAGAGAGGAGGUGGGCUGACCUCUUCUGCAGCUCGCAGUGAACAUGAGGUUUCUGAGAUCAUUGAUGGCAUAUCAGAGCAUGAGAACACAGAGAAGCAAAUGCGGCAGCUGGCGGUCAUCCCUCCUAUGCUGUUUGAUGCUGAGCAGCAACGCAUCAAGUUCAUCAACAUGAAUGGAUUGAUGGAUGACCCCAUGAAGGUGUACAAGGACCGGCAGGUUAUGAACAUGUGGAGCGAGCAGGAGAAGGACACUUUCAGAGAGAAGUUCAUCCAGCACCCCAAAAACUUUGGUCUGAUUGCGUCUUUUCUGGAGAGAAAGACGGUGGCGGAGUGUGUGCUCUUUUACUACCUGACCAAAAAGAAUGAAAACUAUAAGAACAUAGUGCGGAGGAACUACAGACGCAGAGGAAGAAGCCAGCACGGCCAGCAGCAGCAGCAACAGCAGCAGCAGCAACAGCAGCAGCAACAACAACCAGUGCAUCGGGGCAGCCAGGAAGAGAAGGAGAAGGAGGAGAAAGAGAAGGAGGCAGAGAGGGAUGAAGAAAAAAAUGAAGCUGAAGACAAGGAAGAUGGAAUGAAGGACGACACCUCUGGAGAAGAUGCAGAGGACAAAGAGCCCACCGUGGCUUUUAAGGGUCGACGCACAGCCAACAGCCAGGGGCGACGCAAGGGCCGCAUCACCCGCUCGAUGACCAGUGAAGUGGAGGAGACCACCACACCGCCACUCAACAAUGAGCUUGCUAAUCUGGAGAUGAAUGAGAGCUCUCGCUGGACUGAAGAAGAGAUGGAAACUGCCAAAAAAGGCCUUCUCCAGUAUGGUAGGAAUUGGUCCGCCAUCGCCAAGAUGGUGGGAUCAAAAACCGUGUCACAGUGCAAGAACUUCUACUUCAACUACAAGAAGAGGCAGAAACUGGAUGAGAUUCUGCAGCAGCAUAAAAUGAAAUCGGAGAAAGAGCGAAAGGCCCGCCGUAGGGGCAAAGCCCUGCAGAAUGAGGAGACCAGUGCCCCGUAUACAGCAGAGGAGGAGGAGAUGAUGGAGGGAUCAGGAGCCAGUGGCAAUGAAGAGGAGGCCCCUGAAGAUGGAGAAGGUGGAGCCAACAACAGCUCUGACACAGAGAGCUUGCCCUCGCCACACUCAUCAGAGGACAGCAAGGCUAAGGAAGAAGGCUCGGGCAGGUCAAAGGCCAGCUCCACCACAGGGGACAAAGAGGCGUCCGGGUCAGACAUUGGCCAGGCAGGGGAUGAAAAGCCGCCAGUCAAGGAAGAUGGAGAAUCAGCCAUCAAGCAGGAGAUAAAGACUGAGACAGGGGAGCCCAACAAAGAUCAGCUGCAGCCAACACCACCCAGCGAUGCCAUAGAUAAAAAACCUUCUACAGCAGAGAUGGAGGAUGUCAAAAGCUCCACCAAGAGCUCCAAGAAGCACCAUGGGCCAAAUGCAGGUUCCCGUGACAGUGACUCUAGUGCCACUUGCAGUGCUGAUGAAGUGGAGGAGACCGACACAGACAAAAACAGAAUGAAUUCUCCACGGCCAAGUCUUCUAAACUACGCUCAUGAUGGAGUCAUAUCCUCGACACUGCAGAAGCCCAUGGACCUGAAACAGCUCAAACAGAGGGCUGCUGCUAUACCACCUAUUAUGCCAGAAGCCUCAAUGCAGGGCGGUCAGCGGAGUGGAGGUGGUAAGGCAGUGCUGCCCCCCCACGCCCUGGCAUUGUACCAGCAACAGAUCACCAUGGCUCAUGGGGAGUCCUCUCAGGAGGUCAAAAUGCUGCAGCAGCAGCAGCUUUCAGGCCAGCCAGGCAAGCAGCAGCCAUACACCUCGCAGGCAGACGGAGACAGGGAGGCUCUUCACAGUAGCAGUCCUCGUAUUCACCUGCACAGCCCCUCCACCAGCGACAAGGAUGAGCUGGAAGGCAACGAGAGGUGGUUACUGACCCUCCUGCAGGGAUUAAAAAAGUCCCGGGCUUUCUCUCCACACGGUGAAGCCAAGAAGCAGGCACUGGGCCCUGAUGACAUGAGGACCUCCAACUUGGGUCGACCAGUGCUGUCCCGCUACCCCAUGUCCCCGCGAGACAUGGCCAAGAUCACUCACGACCAGCAUCUGCUCCACUUCAACUCGUUCCAGCAAACAGGCCACCCCUCCCUUCCUAAUCUGCCACAGGACAGUGGGAGACUAGCAGCAGUGAGGCCCGUCACCAUGCCAGAGCCUCCGCCACUCAUUUCCUCCACCAAGCCAGGAGGCUCCAUCACACAGGGCACGCCAGUGCAGUUGCACAGCCCAGCUCAUGGGUUGGACCACGGGAAAAUGACCCCCACACAGAUGGGGUUGUCUUGGAUGGAUCAGAGGAAAGUGGCAGGUCCUUUCCCCGUGAUAAAGCAGGAACAGUUGUCACCUCGCAGCUUGUCCUCUCAAGGUGACAUGUCAACCCAAGGCUCGCCGCAUGAUAGUGCUGCUGGACGUGGUUCUAUUCCAGCUGUUCAGGGGGGAAGUAUCACUAAAGGUAUCCCAGGGACCAGAAUGCAUCCAGAUUCCUCAAUCUCCUAUCGAGGGGGUUCCAUUACUCAGGGGACACCGGCUGAUGUGCUUUAUAAGGGAACCAUAACCCGCCUGAUCACAGAGGACAGCGCCAGCCGUGCUGAGAGGGAACGGGAUGAGGCCCUGUCUAAAGGUCAUGUGGUCUAUGAGGGCAUAAGUGGGCACAUUCUUACAUAUGACCGCCCUCCUUCUCAGCCCCCUAAAGAUGAGGGCCGAGGCCCCGGGCAGUCUGGGGAAAUUCUAGGCCUGAAGCGUCCUUAUGACAUUAUGGAGGGAGGCAUCUCUAGGGGACUGCCUAUGAGGGAUUCACUGUCGGCUGCCAACUGUGAAGGUCUGAUUGGUCGAGCCAUGCCUCAUGAUAGGGACAGUCCACACCACACACCUUACAAGGAUGCUCAUCACAUCCGUGGUUCCAUCUCACAAGGUAUACCUCGUCACCUGGACCCUCAGGAUGGCUACCUGAGGAGAGACGCUAAGCAGAUGAAGCGAGAGGGCUCCCCACCCCGUGGGCCCGGUUCACUUUCCGACCCAAUGAAGGGCAGAGAGACCAUGGUGCCUACGGUGAAGGAGGCUGGGCGCUCCAUCCACCUCAUUCCUAGAGAGGAGCUGAGACAACCUACCAAGGAGGUCAUCAUAGCACAGGGAACACCUAUGAAGCAGGAGGCAGCUGCUUCAAGUAAACGUCAUGAUGUCCGCUCCAUCAUAGCCAGUUCACCACGUUCCUACCACAAUGCAACCUCCCACUUGGAGAUGCGUGCUGAGAGGGGCCGCUACGAAGAGGCACCAAAAGGACGGCCUAGCGCAGUGGUCAGUACAGCUAGCACGAUUGCACGCUCUUCUCCGCUUACAUUGGGGUCAGAGCAGGGAAGCAAGACCCAUCAUAGUCCAGUGGGCUACGAGGACAAGGGCGCCUUGAGGGCCCCUUACCCUGGGCCUUCGCACCGUGGUUCCCCUCUGUCCAGGGAGGCAAGCCAAAGGCAGCAUGACGGUUCCAGUAAGAAUCCUUCUCAAGAGCGCAAAGCCACACCAACCCCCAGGGAAAUGAGUGCCACCAAAUCACCACUCCAAGGUGUUCCAGAUCAACAGACCUAUGAGCGUCUGCUGCAGGGUCUUGGGGCUGCGGAUGUUUACCGUCAAAUCCCCAUAGCCUUUGAUCCUGCGUCACUGCCCCGUGGCAUCCCCAUUGACCCAGCGGCAUACUACUUGCCUCGUCAUCUAGCACCCAACCCGGCCUACCCUCAUCCCUACCCCUACCUCAUUCGAAGCUUUCCUGACACUGCAGCCCUGGAGAACCGCCAGACGCUGCUCAAUGACUACAUCACCUCCCAGCAGAUGCAUCAGUGGCCUGCAGCUGCUGCCAUGGCCGCCCAGCGCUCAGACCUGCUGAGGGGCCUUAGUCCACGAGACCAGCCCCUUCCUCUCUCCUACUCAGCAGCCCCACGCGGGAUCAUCGAUCUUUCUCAGGUGCCACACUUACCUGUCCUGGUCCCUCCUUCUGCAGGGGCAGCCGGCUCCCCAAUGGAUCGCAUCACGUACAUUCCCGGGGGGACCACCAACUUCCCUGGCAGGCCUUACACCACCUCCCCCAUCUCACCUGUUGGGUCCUCGCACAUAAACAAGAUGCAAGGCACAUCUUCAGAACGUGAGCGUGAAAGAGACCGGGAACGUGACCGAGAGAGGGAGAGAGACAGAGAGCGAGAGAGAGAGAGGGAGCGUGAACGCGACCGAGAGAGAGAACGGGAGAGGGACCGGGAAAGGGAAAGGGACCGGGACAGAGAGAGAGACCGAGACCGAGACAGAGAGCGUGACAGAGAGAAGGGCGGGUCUCUUGGAAAUGUGGAGCACGCACCAAUCUGGCGACCAGGUACAGAGCACAGCUUGGCAAGCAGCAGCAGCAGCAGUGUGAGACCUUCCUCCCAAACGUAUAGCCACCAGCAUUCCCCAGUGUCUCCUCGCACCCAGGAGAACGUGCAGCAGAGGCCAAGUGUCCUGCACAACACUGGGGGCAAGAGUCUUUCUGUCAGCGAACACUCCAGCCCAUCUGUGUUUCGGUCCAUGUCCUCUGGACCGGCCCGCUACCAAGGUUACCCUGGCCACCUCCAAAGGACAGGUUUGCCCCCUGAGGCCUACCCACCUGCCAUGGACUCAAGUGGAGCCAAAGAGCAGAGUCGCGAUGGAGGCAAAGCCAGAGGUGGUCUACCUAAGCACGUGCAGGACCAGCACGGGCCCUCCAGUAAAUCUGACCCUAAGUUGUCCUGCCCCAGCCCAGGAGGAAUGUACCCAGGUUCCUAUCCCUCGGCUUCAGGCCGGCCCCAGCACCUGCUGCCUCCCCAGUCGGAUAACCCUGGCCGUGGAGAAAGCGGUACACCUAGUAGGGAAAAGACUCAAAACAAACCGAUGUCCAUUCAGGAACAAGAGCUCCGAGCACUCGGUAAGACCACAAUGACUGCGGCCAACUUCAUAAACGCGAUUAUUAUGCGUCAAAUUUCUUGUGAAACGGGGAUGGCAGAGACGGGCUCGCUUGUUGCCAGCUGCGCCACUGAUGCUCAGCAGAAGAUGGAGCCACACGGUCUGUACCGUCCUCCAUCUGAGGAAAGACUGUCCCCAGGCCAACAGCCCCCAUCCCCCUGUGUUAAAGGCAGCCAGAGGGUGGUCACCCUGGCACAGCACAUCAGUGAGGUGAUAACUAAGGACUACACAAGGCAGAGCCAGCAGAGCCAGCAGCAGCAACAGCAGCAAAGCUACCACGGCUCGCCUGUUCUGGAUUUGACCCGUCCACUCAGUGCCUCCAAGCCCCCACCCACCUCACAGGACUCUGUCCAAGGGUCCAGAUAUCCAGAGGGCCUUGGUGGAGAACGCAACAGAGACCGGUCUCCUCCCCAGCCCAAGACAUCGCCUGUUAGUGUUUCAAAUGAUGGCAUUGAACCAGUGUCUCCUGCUGGAGCCAGCUCUGAGCCUGAGGUCCAGGGAGGGGCCUCCUCCUCCAACGAACAGGGGGAGCAAGGAAUGGGCUCCCGUUCCCCUCACAAUACCUCCCAACCUCCAGCUUUCUUCAGCAAGUUAACUGAGAGCACCUCAGCUAUUGUGAAGUCAAAGAAACAGGAGAUGAUCAAGAAGAUGACUGUGGUGGGAAAUGAGGUUGAUUUCAAUGCUGGUCAGCCAGGAACCGAGAUCUUCAAUAUGCCGGCGUCUACAAAUGCAGGACCUAUGAAUGUCCGCUGCCACCCAGCUCCAGAGACACCUGGUAACUCAAUAGGCCUGGAGGCCAUUAUAAGAAAGGCCUUAAUGGGCAAAUACGAUGAUCAGUCGGAGGAACGCUCUCCAUCCAAUGCUGCUAACCAGAUGGGCUCCGGUGUAUCCGUUGGUAUGCCUGUAGCCGACGGACGUGUUGAAGACUUUUUCUCACAAGGUGGGGGAAAGUCCUCAAAGGGCAGCGGGCGCUCUAAUGGGCGCAAGGCCAAAUCUCCAGGACCAGGCCUGUCAGGGGGGGAGAGACCAUCCUCUGUGUCCUCAGUCCACUCUGAGGGAGACUGCAACAGACGAACUCCUCUUACCAACCGUGUCUGGGAGGAUCGGCCUUCAUCCACAGGUUCAACUCCAACUCCCUUCCCAUGUAACCCGUUGAUAAUGCGUUUCCCUAGCGGGACGGUGUCCGCUCCCUCACCCUCCUCCGGCCAGCUGGGGGGUCAGGGCACCGGGCCUGGGCCUGGACAGGGCCGGACCUGGGAGGAGGAGCCCAAGCCUCUGCUCAUGUCUCAGUACGAGACCUUGUCUGACAGCGAGUGACCCGGAAAUCUAUUGUACCACCAGACCCGCUAACCGUUAACAAACGCUGUGCUGCUGCAGCCACACACACACAUACACACACACACCUGCAGACCUACCCUACACCAUUCCACUCUGCAUUUCCUCCAUCAGUCGUCAAAGCAAGGAUUGUGUUCUUCUCUUCUCACACACCUGAGACGCCAAGCAGCGACGAGCUGAGACACUG
Molecule: messenger RNA, 7937 nt
Organism: Etheostoma cragini (Arkansas darter)
Lineage: Eukaryota; Metazoa; Chordata; Actinopteri; Perciformes; Percidae
Gene: ncor2
Product: nuclear receptor corepressor 2
Exons: 47
Coding region: 359-7732 (2457 amino acids)
Biological process (GO): negative regulation of transcription by RNA polymerase II
Molecular function (GO): transcription corepressor activity
Source: RefSeq, a predicted model, not a curated record